AUGUCUGUCGAGCGAUCGCCGUCGCCCGAAGGCAGUGAUAUUGUGGUUAUCGGUAGAGACGACACCAGCAAUUAUAAUUCUGGAAAUAUCUUACCACAAUCUGAAGCUACUAUUGCCCGUAUUCGCGAGUGGCUACAACCUACAGAAUACGAUAUUGAAAGCAGCGAAUAUCGCAAACAUUUGGCAUUCCAUCUCGAAGGUACUGGAGAAUGGAUUCAUAGAUCAGACAACUACCUCAAAUGGCAUGAGAGCCAAGAAGAUGGCCUCUUGUGGAUCAAAGGUGUUCCAGGCUCCGGAAAGUCUGUCGUUGCAGCCAGCAUGAUUCACAAACUCUCCCAAGAAAAAAUCCCUGUUCUUUACUUCUUCUUUCGACAAAUUGUUGAUGCCAAUCAUCGACCCAUCAACCUUCUCAGAGACUGGCUGGAUCAGAUUCUCGUCUGCUGCCCUCCAUUACAGGCUUCUUUAAAAGCUUAUGUUGACGAGGGUCGGGACCUGGAUAGUAUAUCUAUUGACGAGCUAUGGAGACACCUAAGAACGGCUCUGGCAUGUGUGCCCAAGGUCUAUUGUGUGGCAGAUGCUUUGGACGAAAUGGACCAUGGUAAUAGCGAAUUCAUCAACCAACUGGCUGAGCUUGGUGACUGGAAGCCUUCAUCUGUGAAGGUCUUGUUAACCAGCCGACCCACUUCUGGUGUUGAGGCCGCAAUGAGAGGCACGAGAUUUCUUCACAUCCGAAUGGACGAGAAGGCUGUGGAUGUCGAUAUCUCUUCUUACGUGGGAUACUGUCUAUCCGGCACUUCUCUUUCUGAAUGCGAUCAACAGCUUGUCAAGGAAGCGGUACCUGGCCGAGCCAACGGUCUGUUCCUCUACGCUAAGUUGGCCAUGAAAUCAUUUUUGGAGCCAGGAGCCGACAUUCAUGAGACAAUCCACAAGCUCCCACUUGACUUGGACGCUAUGUACAUCGGAAUUCUACGAGAACAUGCUCAGAGAUCGGGCAUUUCAGAGAACACACAGGUGUUGAUACUGCAAUGGGUGACUCACGCAACCCGUCCUCUUCGACUGCUAGAGCUUGCCGAUAUGCUCAAGACAGUCGGUGGAAGCAGAUUUUCAGAUGGCUUGAAAGAGAACAAGGAUCUGGUCCGGGUUGUGUGUGGCCCUCUCAUCGAGAUCUUACCAGACGAGACUGUAAGCGUUGUGCACCAUUCACUCACCGAGUUUUUGGUUGGGACAUCAAGAACAGUACAUACCCCUGUUUAUCCCAUAUUAGACUCCUCGCCAACUCACUACGAUCUUGCUCUCGCUUGCCUCCGAUAUCUUUGCGCUGGCUGCCUUCAAGAUAAAACUCCUACUCCGUCAGAAACUAUUCAUCGCGAACACCACCGCAACGUGGAUUUUCCGUUCGCAGCAUAUGCUAUAAAGAAUUGGCAUGUGCAUGCUGCAAAAUCUGAAUGGUAUUGCUUGCAAAAUGACUUAUUGUAUCAGCAAAUCGAACUGUUCUUGGGCAACAAGGAGACACGAAACAAUUGGCUGACAACAUACUUCGAUAUCCCUGAAAGAGUGAGGAUUGAAGAUGACAUCAUCUCCAUGUCGGAUCUCCAUGUCGCUGCAUUGUGUGGCCUCAAAGCGUGCAUCUCGACCCUGAUUGAUCGCCUGGGUCAGAAGAGCAUAGACGAGCAAGACGCAAGGAAGAGAACCCCCUUGUGGUGGGCUGCUUUCAGCGGUCACGCAGAUAUCGUUAAGCUGCUUCUAAACCGGGGGGCAUCGCCUAGUACUCAUGACAUUCAAGGCCUUCAGGCGUUGCAUAUAGCUGCAAAGAAGGAUAAAGCACAGGUUGUUCAGCUACUCAUUGAAAAGGGAAUAGCUCCUACAGUCCCAUGUCUCCUGACAGACACCGAGCCAACCAGAAAGUAUGCAGAUACACCAUUGUCAUAUGUAGCAUCAUACGGCCAUAUCAACAGCUUAGAAACGAUGCUUCCAUUGCUAGGCACUACUGAGAAACGAUUCGCCUUGCGCAUCGCCAUAAAGAACAGGCAGCCUCAGUUCGUUAAGCGCCUUCUUCAGGAGUCUGAUGUCAAUCCGAAUGAUACGACAGGAUUUGAGACGCCCAUCUUUCUGGCUGCUAGAACACGCUGUGUUGAAACAAUUGAGGUGCUGGUAAAUGCUGGUGCGGAUGCUUCUAUUGCUUGCAGGGUGGAAGCCGAUGCCUGGGACAAACAAGAAAAUGUGUUGGAACGCUCCUGGUCGACUCCCCUGAUAGAGCUCUGUGAGCGACAGUCUCAUUUCAUACGUCGGCCAUACAUCUCUCCCCACUACAUGUCGGAUCUCGACUGUUUAGACUUUGAUCGUAACUUGACGUUGCUUAUCCAAGCUGGUGCAGACGUCAACGAGAGAGAUUCUCUGGGUCGUGCUCCUAUACACUCCGCGCAGUUUUCUCACGUGUUGAGACGUCUGCUCGCAGCGGGCGCUGGUCCAAAUGCUGAGACAAAGGAUGGGAAGACCGCGCUGCACUGCCUGCCAAAGAAAGGCGACGAAGAGUACCUGAAGCUCCUGUUGCAAGAGGGGAAUGUGGACAUCAAUAAAAGAGAACACAUCAAUGGCAGGACGCCACUUCUUGCUGCCAUUUAUCAUGAUUCAGCCCUUGUUUCACAGAUGCUGAAAUUUAGCCCCAAUUGUACUGUCACUGAUUCCGAAGGAAAUGGCCCUCUCCAUUACGCAUUUUCUCGUUAUGAGAGGGUGUCUUCGCCCAGGAACUGUGGAGGUGAUGAUUGCAAGAGCGGAGACAGCACUCUGCCGUCAGUUUUAAGAAUGCUUUUAGGAGCUGGUUCGGAUCCGAAUCUGGCAAAUACUGAUGGAGAGACGCCUUUACAUAUUCUUGUCGCCAAGGGGUUCACCCACCAAGAGGAAUGUCUGCGCAUGCUACUCGAAUAUGGAGCUGAGAUCGAUGCCAAGGACAUCAGGGGCCGGACACCCUUGUUUCGGGCUGUGGGCAACUCCCCAGAGCAACCCAUGAUAACUAAUACUCUUGAUAUUAUUAUCAAGGCUUCCGCAAGUCUGAAUGUCCGCGAUAAUCACGGGCGAACCCUUCUUCACGAAGCGAUCCACAGCAUUACCGACCUUCAAUAUGCACAAAGGAGACUCACCGAGGUAUACCAAUACCUCCUUGAGGCUGGUGUUUCACCUUGUGCCGUGGACCUGCACGGCAACACUCUAUGCCACGAGCUGGUUCUCGUCCCAAAUGCAAUAAGGUUAUCAGGUAAAGGAGAGACGUUCCUUUCACUUUUUGAAAAGGCCGGGUUGGAUGUUAACAAGCCCAACUAUGCUGGCACGACACCUUUACAUCUAGCCUGCCGCAUGCGUCUGGACGGAAGCCACGGAGUCAAUUACCAUGCAAAAGAUUGUUUGAAGUGGCUCCUUAGACGAUCAGCCGAUGUCAACGCUUCAGAUACUCGAGGGUUCAGGGCCAUCCACUUUGCCGCCUCCACGAACACUUACACUGUCGACCGCUUGUUACGCGCCGGCGCAGACCCUUUCGUUGUCACAAACCAGGGCAUGAAUGCUCUGCAUAUCGCCUCGAGGUGUAAGAGAAGUAACAGUCUUGGCAUUCUACUUCAGCGCAUGCACGAGCUGAAUCCUGACGCCACGAAAGUGGCACUCGACCAGAAGGAUAUUUUCCAAUACACCCCAUUGCAUUACGCAAGUCGCUCUGGGAUCAUUGAGUCUGUGAAACUCCUAAUCGAAGCAGGAGCUGAGGUCAAUCCAACUUUUGAUGGAUUUCGAGGGACAUGCUGUCCUGAACCCUGGUUCCCUCCAAUUCUUCAGUGUGUUUUCUUUGACCGUGAGCAACGUCUCUGGACGCGCGGGCCACUCAAGAAAAUACCUCGUGAUGACGAGCUUCCCUUUUACCAGUUGAAGGAUCCCGAUACAGACAUCGCUUCUGGUUACACUGUCGAGAAUAAGGAAAGGCACUUUGAUGAGAUUGUAUCGGGGCCUCAACUUGAGUUCCUCGAUCCAGUGUAUGAGGCCUCGCGAUAUGAUGAGAUCAUCAACGCUUUGCUUGAGGCAGGGGCAGAUGUGUUUCUGGGCACACACGGUCCAAGAUCGGCUCUCUACCGUGCGAUGCUUUUCGCAUCAGAUGAAUGGCAAGAUUACAUCACGAACCUCCUCUGGAACUGUCAGGAGGAAGCUGGGCAUCUUGAACUCCCAACUCCUCUUCAUAUUGGAAUAUCAAGAAGCAAGGCUCUUCGUCAGACGGAGAUUGCGGUAUUGGGCGACUCUUUCAUACCUCGUGCAAAAGAAACAAAAUGGAAGAGAGUGGCACGAUUACUGUCGGACCGCCACUUCGCUUUGGUAGCAAACCUGUACAAAGCUGGUGCGGACUAUACUGCUAUCGAUACCGAUGGUGUGUCAAUUCUUUCGCGACUCGUCGAAUAUGGUUACUAUGAAUUAGUCAAUGACUGCUGCUCUCCAGAAGAGGCUGCCAGGUUUGACGAUCUUAAAUGGGUAAAGGAACAAGGCGCGGAAGAGCUUGAGCCUUUGCUUGUGACGGCUUGUCGGCGCUCUUCUCCCAACAUGAACGUCAUUCGUAUCUUGGUAGAGGAAAAAGGAGUCGACAUAAACGCACGAGGUCGUGACGGUCUCACUGCUCUUCAUAUUCUAGUCACUGGCAAGGAAUGGUGGCAAGUCUUUCACGCAAUGCCUUAUUUGCUUUCUAAAGGGGCAAAUAUGGAAAGUCGAGACGACAAGGGAUGUACACCGCUGCUUCAUUCUUUCACGAAAUGGGGCGCCUUCCGGACUGCGGCGAUGAAGUCGCUGAUCGACAAAGGCGCUGACGUGAACGUCGUCGAUUCUGAGGGAAACGGAUGUUUGAACAAAGCAGCACACCAAGAAGAGUUUGUUCGACUCUUAGUCAGUCAUGGAGCUGAAGUCAGUCCAACCACCAUCCUUUCUGCGAUCGAGUCCAAGCACCCAAAUAUCUUGAGCAUUCUGCUGUCUGGCGAAAAGUCUUCCUCCCUUGCAGCGUCUUGGGAGAUGACACUACAUUAUGCAAAGCAACUGGACCCUGAUACAAAUCCCCAGGAAGCCCAGAUGAUACGGAAGGGUCAUCCUCUGCUCUUGGCCAGCUCCGCGUUGGGUACGCUUCGGGGCGGAGUUGAAUUCGACCGUGAUGCUGCUGCCAAACAGAUGAUGGAAGCUCUACUAGGAGCUGGUUUCAGUCCUUAUGCCAAUUGCCUUGUCAUCGUUGAAAAGGUUCGGUUGCCAAACAGACCUUCCCUACCGAUGGCUAUGGCAACCCAUGCGUGGCACAAGAAGGAUUCUGUGGUUGAGUUUAUCUCCUAUGCCAAAAGUCCUCACAUUUUUAGACCACCCUUUAUGGCUGAGAGGGUAGUUGUCCACGAAAUCUUGAAGGGAAAACGUGUCUGUGGGUCGAUCUUAGAGUUGGCCAAUCUUGAUAUGGAGUUCCGCGAUGCGUCUGGAGCAACCCUUCUUUUGGCUACUUGCGAGCGAGUGUCAAGUAGAGGCCGUAAGGGGACCAGAGAAGACCAUUUGUCUCUACGACUCCUGCUUGACAAAGGGGCAGAUGCAUAUGCAGUGGACAAUUUCGGCAGAAACGCACUGCAUAUUAGACUCGGAUCUCGAGCUCUGAACGAUGAUAAGUUGGAAUCACUCAAGGAACUAGGGGACGCUGUACCGGCCUUGGUCAACCAGGCUGAUGCUGAUGGAUAUCGGCCACUCCAUUACGGCCUAGCUGCGCUGGCGCAUGGCGAGUUCGACCAGACUGAGCCCGACUGGCUUGACUAUAUCAUAACACAGGGUGCUGAUAUGCUUGCCACUGAUGGUCUUGGAAACAAUGCGCUCCAUUACCUUGCCCCUGGCCUCUUUGGGUGUCUCUGCUAUGACGGAAGUCACACUCGAGAUCCAUUUGAGCGGUUCUUGAAGCUGGGACUGGAUAUUAAUGCGCGCAACAAUGCUGGUCAAACACCAGCUUUCUUCCUUGCCAUGAGGGGCUAUGAUGAUGAUGACGUGGAUGAGGUGGUGAGCUGGUUGGAUGAAUUAGGAGUGGAUUGGCAGGCGAGAGACGACAAGAGGAGAACUAUUCUUCAUGAAAUGGCAGACGAGAGGGAGGAUCUGUUCAAGGCUACUAUGGACAAGGGAGUUGAUCCUUUGGCGGAGGAUGUUGAGGGGCGUUCUACUCUGGAUUUAGUGACGGCUUAUGAUAAUGAGAAUGUCUUGAGGCUGUUUGAUCGGGAUAGUAAGGAUGGCAGGGAAUGA
Fusarium fujikuroi IMI 58289 is the source of this 6267-nucleotide messenger RNA. RefSeq lists its product as uncharacterized. Gene Ontology annotation, molecular function: protein binding. The coding region runs from base 1 to 6267 and encodes 2088 amino acids. The transcript has a single exon. NCBI's taxonomy places the organism in Eukaryota, Fungi, Ascomycota, Sordariomycetes, Hypocreales, Nectriaceae. The record is from RefSeq and is a predicted model, not a curated record.